Molecule: messenger RNA, 204 nt
Organism: Strongylus vulgaris
Lineage: Eukaryota; Metazoa; Nematoda; Chromadorea; Rhabditida; Strongylidae
Source: the annotation of a GenBank genome assembly
AUUCAUCUCAGUUCUGGUGGUCCGGAUCACAUUGACGUCCAACGUCGUAUUCGAUUUUUCGCCGGGCAUUUGCCGCUUUGGGUACUAUGGGUGGCCAGCAAAGUAGUGCCAAAAGUGAUGGAAGUGCUGCUUCAAAACAUGCUACUGGCGACUGCUCAUUAUUUAGCGCAGCUUCUCCUUGAUUUCCAUCGCUUUAGCUCAUAG